UCCUUUUUGCAUCUCAUCGCACAUUCAUGAAAAGAAAAGAAAGCACACAACUUCUCCUUCCGCACUUUGUAUCUUAUCACUACGUUACUCGUAAAAAUGGAGCUGACAUCUUUCCAGGCCAUCCUCUUCAUCUUCCUCCUAUCUAUCUACCUGUACAUCUUCUUCCUCCGCCCGAAAUCCAAGAAAACCACCGCUCAUGGCUUCAGAAUCUACCCACUCGUCGGCACCCUCCCCGAUUUCCUCCGCAACCGCCACCGCUUCCUUGACUGGAGCACUGGUGUCCUCUCAGGCUGCCCCACCAACACCGCCGUAUUCCACCGCCCUGGAAAGGUCCACGGUGUCAUCACGGCUAACCCACAAAUAGUCGAACACAUGCUGAAAUCAAACUUUGAGAACUACCCUAAAGGCCCCCGUUUCAGAAUCCUUUUGACAGAUUUUCUUGGAAAAGGCAUCUUCAACACCGACGGCGAAUUGUGGAGAAUUCAGCGGAAAACAGCGAGUUACGAGUUCAACACGAAAUCGCUCCGGAAUUUCGUCAUGGAGAACGUGUACGUGGAGUUACAAACGCGGCUUAUUCCAAUUCUUGAGAGCGCGGCGAGGACUGACAGGGUUUUGGAUGUUCAGGACAUUCUUGAGAGGUUUGCUUUUGACAAUAUCUGUAAAGUCGCGUUUAAUGUUGAUCCGGGUUGUCUGGGAGGAGAUGGAACUGCCGGUGCGGAAUUCAUGCAAGCGUUUGAGGAUGCUGCAACACUUAGUUCAGGUAGAUUCAUGUAUGCUCUUCCAUCCUUAUUUGCAAUCAAGAAGUUUCUAAAUCUGGGGUCGGAGAAAAAGUUGCGAAAAUAUAUUGCUACAGUGCAUGAAUUUGCUGAUAAGAUAAUAAGAACGAGACUGGAAGAGAAAGCUGAGAAAAAAGAUGAAGACUUAUUAUCAAGAUUCAUAGCAAACAGUGAAAAUUCAGCUGAAUUUCUGAGAGAUAUUGUCAUUAGUUUCAUUUUAGCGGGGCGAGACACGACAUCGUCUGCCCUGUCUUGGUUCUUUUGGUUGCUGUCCUCAAGGCCAGAUGUGGAGGAAAGAAUUCUGAAAGAACUUGAAAAUAUUCGUCGACAAAAUGGGAAAUCCAUUGGUGAAAUCUAUAGUUUUGAUGAGCUUAGAGAAAUGCAUUAUCUCCACGCAGCAAUUUCAGAGGCCAUGAGACUUUAUCCACCAGUGCCAGUUGACACAAAGGCUUGUAAAGAAAAUGAUAUUUUGCCUGAUGGAACUGUAAUUGGCAAGGAUUGGUUCAUUUCAUACCACACAUUUGCCAUGGGGAGAAUGGAAAGCAUUUGGGGAGAAGAUUGUUGUGAGUUUAAGCCUGAGAGGUGGAUUGAAAAUGGAAUCUGCAAACAAGAAAGUCCUUUCAAGUAUCCGGUUUUUCAUGCCGGGCCGAGGAUGUGCCUUGGGAAGGAUAUGGCCUAUAUUCAGAUGAAAUCCAUUGCUGCCUCUGUUUUGGAAAGGUUUGGAAUGGAUGUGUUGCUGGAGAAUGGUAACCCCCCUGAGCCUUUGUUGUCUUUGACUCUAAGGAUGAAGGGUGGUUUACCUGUAAGAGUCAAGGAAAGAAUCAUCUGGGCAUAAACAUUACUACUUAAGUUAAUUCAUUAUAGGUUGUCUUGAUGUCAUAGGUUUUAUGAUGAAUCCUUGCUUUAGAUACUUUCAACUCUUUGUAUGCUUUUUCCCAGUGUAACUAUCAGAGCUUUCUGAAGUUUCUUGAUGAAGAGCAUAUGAUCAAGAUA
Sesamum indicum (sesame) is the source of this 1769-nucleotide messenger RNA. It is a transcript of the gene CYP94D2, whose product is annotated as cytochrome P450, family 94, subfamily D, polypeptide 2. The record is from RefSeq and is a predicted model, not a curated record. NCBI's taxonomy places the organism in Eukaryota, Viridiplantae, Streptophyta, Magnoliopsida, Lamiales, Pedaliaceae. Gene Ontology annotation, molecular function: heme binding; oxidoreductase activity, acting on paired donors, with incorporation or reduction of molecular oxygen; iron ion binding.